Megalobrama amblycephala (Wuchang bream) is the source of this 3131-nucleotide messenger RNA. RefSeq names its product syntaxin 5A (gene stx5a). Gene Ontology annotation, molecular function: SNAP receptor activity; SNARE binding. Gene Ontology annotation, cellular component: SNARE complex; Golgi membrane; endomembrane system. The coding region runs from base 341 to 1249 and encodes 302 amino acids. NCBI's taxonomy places the organism in Eukaryota, Metazoa, Chordata, Actinopteri, Cypriniformes, Xenocyprididae. Gene Ontology annotation, biological process: vesicle fusion; intracellular protein transport; endoplasmic reticulum to Golgi vesicle-mediated transport. The record is from RefSeq and is a predicted model, not a curated record. The transcript has 11 exons.
CGUUUUCGGAAAGCGGCAGUGAGCGUGCGCGUUCGUGGACGUGGCAGUGACGUUACGCACACCGGAAGCGGUCAGGACUGGAAGUGAAACCCCGACAUUCGUAACAUCGACAAGCCGGGAAUACUGGAAAAAACGACGAAAUGGCACAAUAACCAUGAUGUGCGGAGUCGCUGAAGAACAGUCAACUCUGCCAAGCUCUUAGUAACAUCUGAAGUCUGAAGUGUUUGCUUUGGCCCCAUAAAGACUCCAGUGGAGAGUUUCAGAGCAGCCGGAUCACUUUAGAUCACUGUCACACAUACAUCCUGAUAUCGUUGAGGGGAAAAGCUUCUGCAGCAUUAUCAUGACGUGUCGGGAUCGCACACUUGAGUUCCAGUCGGCUUGUAAGUCACUGCAGGGGAGACAGUUACAGAAUGGGACUCACACUAAACCUGCUAUUAAUGCCCUUAAACAGCGCAGUGACUUCACUCUCAUGGCCAAGAGAAUUGGGAAAGACUUGAGCAACACAUUUGCCAAGCUUGAAAAGCUUACAAUUUUGGCCAAAAGGAAGUCCUUGUUCGAUGAUAAAGGAGUGGAGAUUGAGGAGCUAACGUACAUCAUUAAACAGGACAUCAACAGUCUGAAUAAGCAGAUAGCACAGCUGCAAGACCUCGUGCGAUCCCGCAGUGGGCAAAAUGGCCGCCACAUCCAGACACAUUCCAACACAAUUGUCGUCUCUCUGCAGUCCAAGCUGGCAUCAAUGUCAAAUGAUUUCAAGUCAGUCCUGGAAGUGAGAACAGAGAAUCUGAAGCAGCAGCGAAGCAGAAGAGAGCAUUUCUCCCAGGCUCCUGUCUCAUCCUCUCCUCUGCUCGCCAAUAACUUCAACAGCUCAGUUCUGAUGCAGGAUGAGUCCAGGAGUUUGGGAGGAGAGGUGGCCAUCGACAUGGACUCUAGAGCAAACCCUCUUCAGCUGCAGCUCAUCGACGAACAGGACUCGUAUAUCCAGAGCCGAGCGGACACCAUGCAGAACAUCGAGAGCACCAUCGUGGAGUUGGGCUCCAUCUUUCAGCAGCUGGCGCACAUGGUCAAAGAGCAGGAGGAGACAAUUCAGAGGAUUGACGCCAAUGUGGAGGACACCACGCUGAAUGUGGAAAUGGCCCACUCCGAGAUACUGAAGUACUUCCAGUCCGUCUCCUCCAAUCGCUGGCUCAUGAUCAAGAUAUUCCUCGUUCUCAUCAUCUUCUUCAUCAUCUUUGUGGUCUUCUUUGCCUGAGAAGGAACAACUUUGAGUGCAAGAAGGGGUGGAAACGGAGCCAAAGGGUUUGAAGAAGGGAGAAACAGAUGAUGGACUUGUGGGCAAAUGUGCAAAAACACAAACACAAAUGGACUGGGCUGCAGGGGCUUUUUGGGGGGGGUUCUGAUGCUCAUUGAGUCAGUUGUAAAUUCUGUCACUGUCUCUAGAGGGAGGAGGAUGAUGACGGUGAUGCUGAUGAAGGUGGAACUGAGAUUUACUGUUUAUUUAGACAGAGAGGAGGGUGUUCUGAUUCACUCUGUUCUCUUUACGCUUCAUCUACAUCUGCAUUAAUAUUUGAGCCUUCGUUUCUUAUUAAUAAUCAUAUAUUAAAAGAGAAGGCUUUUUCCCAAGUGGUUUGAUUCUUCAAACUGGUUUAGUUUGUUUUUCUCAGGCAGUGUUAUCCGUAAUCAGUGAUAACAUUUUGACGGUAAAUUAAAUGUGACCUGAUUCCCUUCAUAAAAUAUUCCUCAUAAUAAUAAUAAUAAUAAUGCCCCUGUUAAUCUCUAUUAAUCUGUUUUUAAUAUCAAAGUCAGGCAAUUAUUUGCCACUUAUGGGUCUAUCUCACAAAGAAAUAUCAGGGUCCUAUUUUACCCCAAAAAUUGAAAGGAUUUUUGUUUUAAAUUAAUAAUAUAAUUAAUUUAUAAUUAAUUGUAUUAUUUAUAAUUUUAUUUUUAAUACAGAAAGUGAGUCUUUUUUAGGACUAUUAUGGCACUUUUUAAAUGAAAUUUAAGUAAAGAUUCCCUCCAAAUUAAAUAUUUAAUAUAGUAUAAUUAAAAUGAUUGUAUAUGGCAUGAUUUAUUUAUUAUUAAUUACAGCAUAAAUUAAAUACAACAAAUGCUACCAUGAUAUAUAUACUACAAACAUACUUUUAUAAAUGUGCAAAUACACACGUGUACAUUUAUAAAUCAUGUAUAUAUUUUUUUCAAACAUUUGGAGAAAUUAGUUGCUUGGAUGUCAUAAAAAUAGUACCACGAUGCAAAAAAAAAAACAAUUAAUGGUCCUAAAACUAUACUUAAUUUUCUUGUUUGGGUGGAGAAAUAUGAGUCUGGCAUUUCCUGACAGUUUUCAUGAGAUUUUCCCUUCUAGUGUUAAGGCCUUCUGAUUGCUGGCCCUAUAAAUAUGGGGUCUGUAAUAUGAUAUACUGUUUAGAGACUGUUCAGUUUCUUUUUUUUUCUUUCUUUUUUAAAUUGAGUUUGAUUCUGCCAAAUACACGAGGAGGAGUUAGAGGAGGUUGCCUGGUCUUAUGAUUUUGCUCCAUGCAGGAAAAAAAACAAGGUGCAAAUGAAGACCAGCGUUUUUGUAUAGUACCUAUAGACUUACUAGAUCAUACUUUAAAGGGCCCAAAGAGACUCCGGAUGGUUCUAAAGCUAUAAACUGCUCAUUCAUCACAUUAGGAUGCGUUUUGUUCCAGGUCACUGCAUAGAAAGUUGCAUGUGUUGGUUGUUCUGGAGCUGACCGUCUGGUAAUGAAACGAUCGGUACUCUGAUAAAUGAGCGGUGGGUGCGUUUCCUUUAUUUUUGAGGAGCAACUUUGGCCUGAUGAACAAAGAACUGAAGAUCAGCUCCUUCAUGCUGUGAAUAAUGAAACAGGAGAAGAAGAUGGUGUCUUCACUUAGAAGCAGCGUUUUCAAGGUCAAACUCUCUCAUUUGCUAAAUCACAGACUUUCUCUCUCCCACACACGCCACACACUCUCAAAUCAAACUCAUGAACGAUGUACAGUGUAUAAUUUAAUAAGCACUUUUUAUGACGACUCCUGUUUCCAGGCUUUUUUUAGCUGAAUGUUCUGCAUCUCUUGUAUGAACUGAACACUGUUGUAAUGUAAGAGCAAACAGUACAUAUUAAAACACAUCUGAGAAGCUGA